Caenorhabditis briggsae is the source of this 753-nucleotide messenger RNA. RefSeq names its product Protein CBR-TAG-293 (gene Cbr-tag-293). The transcript is spliced from 3 exons. Lineage: Eukaryota; Metazoa; Nematoda; Chromadorea; Rhabditida; Rhabditidae. The record is from RefSeq and is a predicted model, not a curated record. Bases 1 to 753 code for a protein of 250 amino acids.
AUGUUCAGUAUUCUAGUGUCUUGUCUUCUAGCCUUCUCGGUCCCACAAACCGUUUUCGCUGAAAUCGGAGGUGACUUGAACUGUACUCAAUACAAUGGAACCAUGUUCGUGUACACCCCAUCCGCUGUUGCCUGCUCCAACUCGAUCUCUGAUGCUUCAUGCGAGGUACUGUACCCCACUGAAGACGAGCUUGGUUACCCAGCAGCGGGAAAUAGUGCCGGAAGACCCAUCGCAUGCUUCACCACCGCAGCUGAGACACCUGCUCCGGUAGACCCUGACAUGAAGAAGGCAGCCCUGUCUAACUGUGCAAAGACUUGUGGAUUCUGUUGCAUCACUGACGAUUAUAACUGCCCCAACGCUCAAUUCCCCCGCCUCAACUGCGCCACCAUCACCAACGCCCAAUGCCUCGACCCCAACUGGCGUACUAUUAUCGCUACCGACUGCCCGUCAGCUUGCGGAUUCUGUAACCAAGGAGGAUGCGUCGACGCUGUCGUUGACUGUGCCAACGAUCGCUCCAUCUGCCAAAGCGUUGGAAUGCAAGAAUUCGUCAACCAGAACUGCCAAAGAACUUGCGGUAGAUGUGGAUCGAGCACCGGUUCUCCAGGUGUUCCAGGAGGAGGCUCCUGCUCCACCUAUCAAGCAGAUUCCAGCAGCUCCUGCACUGCUUGGGCUGGAAACGGAUUCUGCACCAACACCUUCUACACUGAGGCUCAAAGAAAGAGCUUCUGUGCAACCACGUGUAGAAUUUGCUGA